Oppiella nova is the source of this 439-nucleotide messenger RNA. The record is from the annotation of a GenBank genome assembly. NCBI's taxonomy places the organism in Eukaryota, Metazoa, Arthropoda, Arachnida, Sarcoptiformes, Oppiidae.
GAUCAUUAUUAGUGAUGAAUAUUCUGCACAUUAUAUCCAACAAAUGGAAGUGUUGACCGCAACCAUUGCAGACAAAACCAAAAUCACACAAAUUGUGGACUUUUUGUCCAAAACUAUUCCUCUGAAAGACUUCAAUCACUUGAAGAGAGUUAAGUCGAAAGACAACUCUUUUGAAGUAAUUGUUUGUUUGAAUGAUAAGCUAAACAAACCAUUACUCGAAGAGAUUAACGACUUUCUGUCGCAAAACAAUUUACUUCCGGUGAAGACAACGAUUGUGGCAAAGAAUGCGCCGAAGAAUCAGAUUCAAUACGAAUUGAGUACAAAGUUAUGGCCAAUCAGUUAUCAUCCAAACAAAUAUAUUGAGAAGUGUUUGAAUUCAACACUAUUUGACUCAAAGGCCAGACAAACAAUAUUUGAGUUCAUAUUAAAAGUGAGCGAA